UUUUACCAUCACGCUAUGCCCAGUUUUUCAGUCUCGUUUUUGCUCCAUGUUUCCUGCCUAAUACCCAUCUUAUUAUCAAGUCCUUGUAACUUUUCCUUUCCUUCAUUUUUUUUUUUCUUUUUCUUUUUCGCUUUUGCCAUCUUCUUUAUCUCUGUCUAGCCCAUGAGACAUGAGCGAAAUAUAAAGAGCACUAGCGUAGCCUUCAUGGUUGUGGUCGGGGUCACUAGUCAUAUAUUAUUUUUUUAUAAAUCUGUCUUUACAAAAAGUGAUGAAUGCUCUCAUAAUAUAACCAAGCUAAGACUGUUUUACUUUCGUUCAGUUCUGCUUGUUCUGGGAAGCGCUAGACUAAAUGCUCUCUCUAGUUCGACUCUAUGUCCAUUAUGGAUAAAUAGUAUUUUUCCUGUUUAUCAUCAAGAUCAAAGACUUUCAUGGUCAAAGGUUGACUACAUUUAUACAUUCGUGUUUAUAUUUUUAUUACAAAUGAAUAAAGGCCUUUUGUUGUUGUCCUUUUUUUUUUUCUCUUCUUUUUCUUUUUUAUUCUUCGUUCUCUAAUCGGUAUCUUGUUCCUGGGUUUAUUUUAGAAGCUGAAACACGUCUGUCCAUUUGUUUGAUAAGCAGAACACCGCACCUGUUUUAAUACUUCGGAGCAAAGGCUUUUCGAUGUCAGUGAUAAGCAAGGCUUUGUAAUCUAGGAGAAAUAUCAUGUCAGCAAACGUGC
Lobosporangium transversale is the source of this 718-nucleotide messenger RNA. RefSeq lists its product as hypothetical. The transcript has 2 exons. Lineage: Eukaryota; Fungi; Mortierellomycota; Mortierellomycetes; Mortierellales; Mortierellaceae. The coding region runs from base 163 to 552 and encodes 129 amino acids. The record is from RefSeq and is a predicted model, not a curated record.